GCCGCGGCCGCAGCUCCGCCUCCAGCCGAGACGCCCCAGCCCAUGGGGAGCGGGCGCCGCUCUCCCCGCUCAGCCGGAGCCUGCAGCUUGGCGAGCCCCGCGCGGAGCUCUCGCCGCUCCGAGGGUGGUGGCGCUGCGCGGGCGAGCAUGCUGCAAGCGCGGCUGGCUCCCAGGCUGGCCGCUGCCUCCCGCUGCCUGCGCUCCGCGAGCUGGGGAGCGCUCCCCGUGGCAGCCGGCCGAGGGGCUGGUGCGGAGGCCGGGCUGGCGCGGAGUCAGGCCUCCCCGCCGAGGUGUUGCUCUGGCGUCAGGAGGAAGUGGAUCAGACCCACAGGCCGGGAUACCGGGAUCCAGACCUACAACAGCCUGAGCAGAAGCAAAGAACCCUUAAUACUGGCCAAUGCAGGAGUGGCGACCUGGUAUAGUUGUGGGCCAACAGUGUAUGAUCAUGCACACCUGGGGCAUGCUUGUUCCUAUGUUAGAUUUGAUAUUAUUCGAAGAAUAAUAACUAAAGUUUUUGGAAACCAAGUAGUCAUGGCGAUGGGGGUUACAGACAUAGAUGACAAAAUAAUUAAAAGAGCCAAUGAGAUGAACAUAUCGCCAUUAGCUCUUGCCCGAGUUUAUGAAGAAGACUUUAAACAAGACAUGGCUUCAUUAAAGGUUCUUCCCCCAACAGUAUAUAUGAGAGUGACUGAAAAUAUUCCUCAGAUAAUUUCUUUUAUAGAACGAAUAAUAGCUAAUGGACAUGCUUAUGCAACUUCCGAAGGUAAUGUUUAUUUUGAUGUCAAAUCUAGGGGAGAACGAUAUGGAAAGUUAACAAGUAUUCACCCUGAUGUACAAGAGGAAAUGGUUGAUAGUGAUAAGCGACAUCUCAAAGAUUUUGCCCUGUGGAAGGCAGCCAAACCUCAAGAACUUUAUUGGGCUUCUCCUUGGGGAAAAGGAAGACCUGGCUGGCACAUCGAGUGCUCUACAAUUUCGAGUACAGUGUUUGGAAGCCAACUGGAUAUCCAUACUGGUGGCAUAGAUCUUGCUUUCCCACAUCAUGAAAAUGAAAUUGCACAGUGUGAGGUUUAUCAUCAGUGUGAACAAUGGGGAAAUUAUUUUCUACAUUCUGGGCAUUUGCUUAUUAAAGGAAAUCAAGAAAAAAUGUCAAAAUCAUUAAAAAACUACAUUACAAUUAAGGAUUUUUUGACAAAGAAUUCAGCGGAUGAAUUCAGAAUGUUUUGUUUGCGCAGCAAGUACAGAUCAGCAAUAGAAUUUGGUGAUGACAGCAUGAAUGACUCAAAGAACCUGCUUCAGGCCAUCACUAAUUUUAUUAGUGAUGCAAAUGCUUAUAUGAAAGGACAGCUGGUGUGUGACCCCAUUAAGGAAGAUGUACUAUGGGAGAUGCUAGCCAACACAAAAGCAAAUGUAAAGGCUGCAUUUGCAGAUGACUUUGACACCUCCAGGGCUGUUGCUGCAAUUAUGGACCUCAUUCACCAUGGCAACAGACAGCUUAAGGCUGUUACUAAGGAAGGCGGAUCUCCUAGAAGCCCUGUUGUGUAUGGGACCAUGCUUUCCUAUAUAGAGGACUUCUUUAACACUGUUGGAAUAUCUCUUGGAGACAGACAGGUUGUUCCAGAAAACAAAAAUUUAGCUACGCUUUCCAGUGUGAUUGAUGAGCUAGUGAGCUUCCGUGUCAAGGUGCGGAAUUAUGCUCUUGCUAUGCCUGGAGCAACAGAAGCAGUGCAGGUGGAAGGUACCAUUCUAACAAAGGAAACAAAACAGGAAGAGAAAGAGACAAGACAGCAGUUACUGCUGGAGCGAGAACCCCUUCUGCAGGCUUGUGACAACCUGCGGCGAGACCUUGCUGCAUUUGGAAUCAACGUAAAGGACAGGGGCUCUACUUCUACGUGGGAAGUGGUGGAUCAACGAAGAGAAGAGCAAAGAACUGAAACUGGCAGCUGAUAUAGCACAGGAACAUGAGUGGACUGAUCACAUCGCAAUGAAUGCUUUAAGAACAACUGUAAAUUAAUUACUUCCCAAUCAAAGUUUCAAAAAGGAACCUUGCAGAAAUGUCUAUUAAUAGAAGUGUUAACUUAAAUAUCUCUCUGCUUGCCAUAACUUGCUUUUUCCCUUUGAGAAGUCAUUGAUCAUUUUCUGCAUCUAUUGUGAAAUAAGCUGGUAGUAACAAUGGUGGUUUUGUUCAAGUAAUGCAGCAAUUAACACAACUGAACAGCUGUAAAAAUGGGAUCUAUAAUCCAAGUAAUUAGCCUAUGAGCCAGGUUCACAUAUUUAAAAUAGGUACUCAGUACAAGAGUGCAGCUCUGACGUUCCCUUUGCUCCUGCUGAUUGGUCAUGCCCACUCCACUGGAGCCAGCCUAGGGGGUGACUGAGCUAGGCUAACUAAGGAGAGACAGAACCAGGGCAAAAAGGGUUGACUAAUUUUUUUUAGACCUUUUAAGGGAAAACCCCAAAAUUAUACCAGGAGUAUAAAUAUAUAACAUAAGAACACACUUUUCCCCCACUGCAGACAAGGACAAAAGGGUCUGUUCUUGCAUAACUUGAUAUAGGAGCAGGGCCUCAGUCUCUUCCAAUGAGAUUCCCCAUAAUCGUAAUACUUAUAAUAAUAAACUAUAGGCUACCAACACAUGAACCUUUGUAAGCUUGUACAUACUACAAUUGUCUGUGCAGAUACCAAACAUGUUAACAAAUGCACUUAGUGUCAUUUAAGAGAAAAUCAACUUUUCCUCUCCUUGGCUGUCAGUCCAGCUCCAUGCUUGCUGUCCUGUCCUUUGCUUCUCUUCCAAAGGACAUGCUCCUUAUGGCUGCUGUUCCUGGGGCUGAACCUUUUUCACCUAGUGACCCUCACAUGUCCAUUAGGCACCUUUGAACUGUUUUUCUUCAACAGAUGUUCAGUCAUUCUCCUGUUCACCUACUUUAGGUCCUCUGUGGGUGGGUGCCUCAUUUACUGUUUUCAGGACCUGUUUUCAUCUAAGACAGCUGUUCAAUUAUUUCCUUUGUUUGCUGUCCCCUUGGUACUGUUAGUGUAGAUUUUAUUUCCCUCUAUUUCUGUUCAUCAGGAGUGUCUGCCCAUGGAGCCAUGUCUCUCUUUUUCUGCUGCACCUGGGCUGAAACCUUUUCUAUUUUCCUUCUUUCCACUCCCCUACUUCUAUUAGCCUGUUCUUUUAGCACCUGACCUUGUACCCAGGCUCCACUUCAUCUGCUAGCUCAGCACCUAGACUCUUCUCCAACAGCCUUUUUUCCCCCCAACUUCCCCCUUACCCCAGGACAGCAUCUGGUGGUGGUACAGCAGGUGCUAGUGCUACUCUCAGGGUUACUACUCCUAUAGCUUUUGGUAAAAUUAUCAGAAGUGCUUUGGUGAAAUUUAAGUUGCUUUUGAAUUUUUUUCCCCCAUUUAUAUAGUACUCAGGCUUCUACAUUAUUUAAAACUCCAUAAAACAAUGCUAUUGAAGUAUAUAAAUAAGCAAGCCGCUUAGGCCAUCUGUAGUCUCCCAUGGCAUUCCAGGUCAUGGCAGAGAUGAACUACAGGUGCUUCCUUCAAAAGAAAAAAAAUGACAUGCAUUUUCCUCAGCCCAACACUAUAAAAAGUUGAAUUGCAGCUGCCAUUCUGAAAGCACUGAUCUUCCAGAAUAGUACAUUAUGUGUGACAGUGGAGAAGCCAGCAUCCUAAUGGGAGAAGGAACAUAAGCAAUUUAGAAACUUAAGGACCGGCUUCUUCCAAAAGAAGUGUUUUUUAAAAUUCAGCUACAAUAUUCAAAAAUGUUAAACUGCUUUAUAGCCUAAUCUGCUAGUGGAGACUUAUGCAAAGUCUCAGAGAAGGCACUGCAGCACUUUGUACCGAUAUAGGGCCUAUUAAGAACCCACUUUUUCCCCAUUGCAGACAAGGAAAAAAGGGUCUGUACUUGCAAAACUUGAAGUAGGAGCAGGACCUCAGUCUCUUCCAAUGAGAUUCCCCAUAACCACCUCCAGCUCUAGGCUCAGGAAUAUAAAGUUACAAUUAACAGUAGACACCAUGAAAACAAGCAUUUAAAAUACAUAGACUGUUCCUCUGAGUUCUUCUUUAACCUGUAAAGAAACCAGCUCUCACUUCAAGAAGGGGUUUGGUAGAAGGGUGGGAAGGGCUUCCACUUACUAAAAGACAUCUAGGAACUUUUCUAUGGAGCUAGUCUCAAUGUAUUCAACUGCUGGAAACCCUCUCUUAUCUCUGCUUAGCCUGUGGCUUCUUGUUGCAGCCAGCCUCACCACACCCAUUUGCUGAACCAGCCGCAGGGGUAUAGAGGGAAGUGUGGUGGGGGAGAUAAAUAUUCUCUUGUCCUUAAGCUUUAACAUUUCACAGGCACAGAACAAGCCUGACUCUUAAACUUCUGCUUUAUUCCAUAUCUGAUAACAUAGGUUAGGUCCUAUGAGGCCUGUAACCAGGUUAAGUAAAAGAUGCUAAUAACUUACCUAUGGCUAUUUCUGAUUCAAGGUGCCUGUAUUUCUAAUUCACUUUUGUACAACAUAAGUUACAGUUGCCUAACAAUGGUAGUGGAGAAAGCUCAGGAACUAUCAGCAUUAGGAAUCAAUUCUUAAGGCGUAUAGUACUUCUCUCGCCGAAUCGUUAAUCCUCACACCAUCUCUGUAAGGUAAGUAUAUACUUUUGGGGAUGAAGGAAAAUGGAUGUCAACAGACUUUCCAAAGACCUUGCAGCAAAUCAUUGGGCGAGUUGGAAUUAGAAUUUGGGUGCAAUAUAAGAACUUGAAAAAGAACAGAGACCAGCUGUUAAACGGCUGCUUACACUGAAUUUUAUAAUUUCUAACCAUCACAAAUUAUGGUUUACCUAGUUUACCUUUCCCAAAGAGGAUACUUAAGUUCAUAUUCAACUAAAGAACUGAAUGGUUUAGGUAACUGGUAGUGCAAUGUAGAGUUUAACUUCUGGGGUUAAAGGUCUACAUUCAAAUUUUAUUAUCUGAAAGUUGGUAUGAGCUCACUGGAGUUCUUCAGUGUUUAAAUGAAGCACUUUGUGAAAGGAUAUGAGGGGGAACAUAACUUUAGAUCUACAAUGAUCUCUGAAAAUAUGAAGUAAUCCAGUGUAUUCAAUAGGCUAAAUAUUUGCUUUUUAGCCAUUUCUUUGACUAGAGAAUAAACUGUCACUACCAAGCAGUUUUCCUGCCCCGUUUUUGGGUACUGGCACUCUUCAGAAGGCAGGGAAGUUUAUUUCACGUGCUGCGCGCACACAGCUGGUUGGAAGUUUUUCAACAAAAUGCUAAAGAGUCUCAUGAAAGUGAGUCAAGUUUCACAGGUAGAGUUACAAUGGAAACUUGGUUGGUUUCCUGGCAGACUGUCUGAGGCCACAGGAUUUCCAGGGUCUGUGGCAGUCCUAUCAUGCAAUGAAGUCAUCCAGGAAGCUCAUCUUGAGCCAGGGCUUCCAGGCUUCCUGGUGCACAGCUGGGAGCCCCAGAACAAAACCAAAUUUAGAAAUUUCUAGUGAUCUCACAUUUCAACCAGCUCUACACGAUACUGUUCAUAUAAAAAUUGCUAUCAGUUGUUAUCAACUCUGUCAGUAAUAGAAGUGAAUGGGUACGGAGUCUAAACCAUCGUCAGCUAAAAGUCUCUUCAGCUACUGUGUGACUAAGCCACUGCAGAUAAAGUACACACGACAGUUUUAUUUGCUAUAGUUUUAUUUCCUAUGGAAAGAAACUUGCUACAUUUCCAGAAUCUUUUAAAAUUAACUUGUAACAAUUUGUAUACAAUGGUGAAUAACAAAGCUACUUUUGUGUAUAGUUCAAACAAAGGCAAAUUGAAAUUUAUACUGACCUCUGAUAUCAAGCAAUUUUGUUAAAAAAAAAAAAACAAAAAAACCCACAAGGUCUUAUUUGAUUUGGCUUUACCUACAAAUGUAAUUUAGAAAUAAUACUUCUUACAUACCAAAUACAAAAACCUCAUUUUAAAAUCAAUUCAACAACUGUUCUAAAACUGUUUAACUGUUUGAUUUUAGGAAUUAGCGUUCAAAAGUCAUUCCAAGGGGAGAAAACAAUAGUUUCUGUUCCCCAGGAAAGCAGACAGUUUACAAACCAGUGCUUUGGUAAAACACUGAAGUUUUUUCGUAGGAGUAAACAACUGCUCUAAUUUUAAAAGUCUUUAGAACCCCAACAGAAUAAAAUGAGCAAACUUAUAAAAACCUAUUUUAAAAAUAGGUUACCAGUUUAGGAAGAAAAGCAAAAAUGCAUUGGGGGUGAGGUAGUAGUCACAGUGCAUCCAAAAAUAUGACUGAUAAGGGCCAGGGCUACUCAGAACAGCCUUUCUGAUUAAAUGUGUUCACUGAAGGAAGUUAUUACAAGAUGUGAAAGUGCAAUCUGACUAAUACAUAGGGUACUAAACUCCAUUCUAGAAAUAGGCCACUGGAAAAAUGGUUUAAAUGAAUAUGUAACAUCUAAUAAUCACCAUAGUAGCUAGUUUACAAAAUAAGUCCCUAUGCUCUAAUGAAUAUGCACACUGAGCUAGAUUGCAGGCUAAACCAUAGGGCAGUACAUUGGUACUUACUGAAACUUCAAGAAAUGUACUUCUGACCCCCCCACCCCAUAAAUUAGUUUUACCCUAGUAUUCAACCGUAUGUCCAGAAGUUUAAGAAAACCAGACUGCACAAAUCUCUCAACUUCUGAUUUCUUCCUGCCUGCCAUCUACUCAACCAGCAAGACACACGUGGAACUGCUGACCUGUCCUCCUUGACACUAAAGUGCUGCCUCUGUUAAAUGAUAAUCCAGCAAAAGCCUUUAAAAACCUUGCUACUGCCAAGGCUUGACCCCCCCCGCCCCCGCCGCUAUUUUUCUAUCCUCUGGGCCCAGUACAGUCUCCUAGUGGACUAAUUGUAUUUGACUGCCUGCAUGGCACUAACGUCGUAUAAUUAAGUGCAGCUUUCUGGCUCCUCAAUUAUUAUUUAUGAUGGCAAUAAAUAGCCACAUAUGCAUACAUAUAGUAAUGCGCUCAGAGCUCUACUCCAGCAGUUUGAGUUAUAACUUGUUCUGAGCUGGCAUAAAAGCACUCAACCUUCUACCACCACUGACAUUUUUGACCAUUUAAAUAUCAUUAGUUCCUCACCACACCUAGUACCUUUUCUUCAGAUGAUAACAUUUCACAUUGUGUUCCAUAUUCAGUUUUAGUCUAGAGCAGUAGAUGGAAUAUACAGUAAAUUAUUUCAGCUAAAAAUAAUUCCUACCUUUCAUGCCAACACUUCUAGAGUAAAUCCUUACUUUAAGGGGGUCCCCCCGCCCCCCCGCAGCUUUUUAAAACGAGAGCCUC
This is a messenger RNA of Chelonoidis abingdonii (Abingdon island giant tortoise), 7278 nucleotides long. RefSeq names its product cysteinyl-tRNA synthetase 2, mitochondrial (gene CARS2). NCBI's taxonomy places the organism in Eukaryota, Metazoa, Chordata, Testudines, Testudinidae. Gene Ontology annotation, molecular function: ATP binding; cysteine-tRNA ligase activity. Gene Ontology annotation, cellular component: cytoplasm. The record is from RefSeq and is a predicted model, not a curated record. Gene Ontology annotation, biological process: cysteinyl-tRNA aminoacylation.